Bursaphelenchus xylophilus (pine wood nematode) is the source of this 1517-nucleotide messenger RNA. NCBI's taxonomy places the organism in Eukaryota, Metazoa, Nematoda, Chromadorea, Rhabditida, Aphelenchoididae. The record is from the annotation of a GenBank genome assembly.
AUGAUAAGGAUCUCUUUAAAAGAACAAUCGCAAGACCAUAACAUUGUGGAAACAAACAUUAUGACCGGCGACUCUCUUAGCGAGGCUUGCAAGUCCGAGUUGAAGGCGAUUUGCAGUCAAAUCCUGCAACCGCGCAAAGGGAUCUUGGCCACGGAUGAUACGGCGGGUAUGUUGAGAACUCUGACUUUGUUUUUCAUCUUUCUGACUUACUCUAAAUUUGCAUAUGUUAAUAGUUUUGAUGGCUCCGCGCCUCCAAGCCGUCGGUAAAGAGAAUUCAACGGAGGAGCGCCGAAAGUACAGGCAAAUGUUGUAUUCGGCUCCUAGAAUUGCUGACAAUAUCACUGCAAUUAUCAUGAUGGAGGAAACAUUCCGGCAGGUACGAAAUUUUACCCACAACAAUUGGCUUCCUUAUUAUGUCACAAGAUACAUUAUAUGUAUAUUUUUUACAACUGAAUUUGCAAAUUUUAGAAGAACGACGAAGGCGUUCGCUUUGUUGACCAUCUAAACCGCCAAGGAGUUAAUGUUGGCGUUCAGGCCGACUUAGGACUUCUACCAUUGAACCAAAGUCAAUAUGAGACUCAUACCAAGGGACUUGAAGGGCUAGAGGAAAGAGUUAAGGCCUACAAAGCUGAAGGCGCCGUUUUUGCGAAAUGGAGAGCAGCUUUGACGAUUGGCGAGGGCAGACCAAGCAGGAGUUCGUUGAUUCAGAACGCCUCCGAGCUGGCCGAAUUCGCGAAGGUCUGUCAAAAACAUGGCCUCGUUCCGUUCGUGGAGCCUGAUGUUGUCAGAGAUGGCAGUCAUUCGCUGCAGGAAUGCCAAAAGGUAGGCCGAUUUACUUUGCAAUUGCACAGACGUCGCGUAUCGUUUCAUUGUCGAAAAACAUUUUCAAAUCUUAGGCCACCGAACUGGCCCUUGAAUACACAUUUCGCGCUUUGCAUGCCGCGAAUGUUUUCCUGGAAGGCAUGAUUCUGAAGCCUAAUAUGGUCACCGCCGGGACGGAUUACAAGCAGCAUCAGCCAACGCCGGCCGAGGUAGCGUCUGCCACCCUGGCUGCCCUUCAACGACACGUGCCAGCCUCUGUUCCUGGCAUUGCGUUUUUGUCGGGCGGACAAGAGGAUACGGAGGCUACAAAAAACCUAAAUGCUAUUGCUCAACAACAGACAGUUAAGCCGUGGAUUCUGACGUUCUGCUACGGUAGGGCCAUCCAGAGACCGGUUAUGAAAGCUUGGGCAGGAAAGGAUGAGAAUAUCAGGUCAGCACAUGAAGUUCUUCACCAGUAUGCCAAGGUAAGGAAGUUGGCGAAUGCUACGGAGUACGUACGAAGUUAGUACAGCAUAAGAGCAGUUUCUAUAAUAUUUAUUUGCUGCUCUGAGCUACUCCAAAUUUACGUGCUUCUCGUAACAUGUAUAUAUCUAAUAGUCUACUUUUCAACGAACUUAUGAAAUUUUUAACCAACUCAAGUAUAUUAUUUUCAGAACAACGGAUUGGCACAGAGGGGCGAGUACAUAAUCCCAUAA